UAUGUACGCUUGGAACCCGUACUCGCCGUCGCAGCAGCAGUACGCUGCGGCUCUCUACACGGCUGCUGGCAACGCAACGUUGUCGGGUGCGGCGACCAACCCCGGCGGCUACCCGACGUACACUGCAGGCAUGGUGCCGGCCGGUGGAGCCAUGGCUCAAGCAGGCUACUACCAGUCGAUGCCUGGUGGAGGCAUUGCUCUGCCUGCUGGAUGGUUCGAAGCCAUGACCCGGACGAACAACGACCAGACCGCCAUCAAGGCCAAGGGCAAGGGUAAGGGCAAAAAGGCCAGCAAGAAGAAGUCGUCGUCGUCGUCGUCGUCGUCCAAGAAGAAGGUCAAGUCGCUGGCGGGUCGCGAGGAGCGUCGUGCUAGGCACGCAGCAGCGUCGUGGACUGCCUCCCGUCCUGGCCCGUUCUUUGGCUCGCUUGCUCCUGGCUCGUCGUACGGCAUGCCGGUGUGGAUGGGCGCGAGCACGGGCACGACCGCGGCGGGCUCGUUUGCGACGACGGCUGCUGCGACGUCCGCGCCGGCCGCCCACGCCAUUACCUCGGCCACUGCGGUGCUCGUUGGCGAAGGCGUGCGCGGCAAGGUGAUGAUGGAGCAGGCCUCGCCCGAUGCUGCGGUUGUGGUCCACGUCGUCAUCUCGGGCCUUUCUGCUGGUCUGCACGGCUUCCACGUCCACGCGUUUGGCGACCUCUCGCAAGGAUGCAAGUCUGCAGGCGGACACUUUAACCCCGAGGGCUGCACCCACGGUGGUCCGCUUGAUGCUGUCCGUCACGCCGGCGAUCUCGGUAACGUUCUGGCGUCUGCGUCGGGCAUGGUGGCGUGCACCUUUGCCGACAAGCACAUCUCGCUCUCGGGCCCGCGCUCGGUGGUGGGCCGGGCUGUGGUCGUCCAUGCCGAUCCGGACGACCUCGGCAAGGGCUCAGCGGCCGACUCAAAGACCACCGGCAACGCCGGAGCCCGUGUGGCGUGCGGUGUCAUUGGUAUCGGCGAUUUUGUCCUUCCCACUGCCCUCCCCGACCGCGACGCCGAGGUGGCUGACCACGAAGCCGACUUGAUGGCCGACCUUGAGCUUGGCGCGACCAUUUCUGCGUCCGCUUCACCCAGCAAGUCCUCCGGCGGUGUGCGCCCGCUGCGGAUCCAGACCUCGGACUCAUCGCUGUCGAGACCAUCGAGCAAGAAGAAGUCACGGCCGAUUUUUGUGGAGGACGACGACGAAGAGCACCGGUUCGACGAUAGCCGGGCCGGUGGAGCCUCGACGCCGUCGCGGGCGCCGCGUCCGCCUGAGGUUGCGCCGGUCUCGCCGUCUCAUGCCGAGCCACCGAUGCCGGUGGUGGCGUCGACGUCGGGCAUCGACUAUGCAGUCUACGAUGACGACCCUAGCUUUGGUGAGCGAGCUCCGCCGCUUGACUCGCUGGUGUAUCUGGUCGGCACCGAGCCGGCCAUCAUUCCGGGGCGGGUCAACGUGCUCUACUUUUGGGCCAAGUGGGACAAGGCUGGGUACCCGGUCCACUACGCCGUCCGCGGGCUCAAGCACAAGUACGAGGACUCGAUCCACAUCACAGCCAUCUCGGCUGACCCGCAAGAGGACUAUGCCCGCGGCUUCCUCACCAAGCCUAAGUACGACGCUGUCGCCGCCCCGCUCAAGGAGGCCGGCAUGACGGUGGCGUGGGACGCUGGCAAGGCCGUGGUCGGGGCCAUCAAGGACCUCAUCCAAAAGUCGGUCCUCAACCUUCCGCACGUCUUCCUCAUCGACAAGUUUGGCAAGAUCCGCUGGCACGAGGUCUACCGCCUCAACACUUCCGAGUGCAAGGUCCAGCAUCAGCUGGAGAACCUCCUCAACGGCGUCCCGCUCAUCUCUGUCGGCAACGCGCCCGAGCUUGCUGACGACGACUACUCAGAAGAGGCCGAUCUCGACGUCGAUGACGGUGAGGACUUUGCGCUCUUCUAG
Thecamonas trahens ATCC 50062 is the source of this 1954-nucleotide messenger RNA. Its product is annotated as superoxide dismutase. The record is from RefSeq and is a predicted model, not a curated record. The annotation marks the transcript as partial. NCBI's taxonomy places the organism in Eukaryota, Apusomonadida, Apusomonadidae. Gene Ontology annotation, biological process: removal of superoxide radicals. Gene Ontology annotation, molecular function: superoxide dismutase activity; copper ion binding. The transcript is spliced from 2 exons.